AUGCGCAUCUUGCUCGCCAUGUACGAAUAUCAGGCGCGCACUGAUGAAGACCUCACCUUUCAUCAAGGCGAACGCUUGGAGCUUCUAGAUGACUCGGACGCCAACUGGUGGAAGGCGCGCUCACUCACCACCAAUCAAGUUGGCUUUAUUCCCUGCAACUAUGUUGCCGAGGAAUCGUCAAUUGAGGCGGAGCCCUGGUAUCAUGGCAAGCUGGAGCGUGCUGAGGCCCAGCGUCUGCUCACCAGCCAACCCCAUGGCUCCUUCUUAGUCCGCCUCUCGAGUGACGGCCAGUCGUACGCCCUCAGCAUUCGCCUCAUUGGAGCAGAUAUCGACUACAAGCACUAUCGCGUCCGUAAAAUGGAGAAUGGCGACUUUUUCAUCGCCUCACGCGUCAUCAAGCCCUCAAUCACGACUUUGAUCAACCACUAUCAGCAGCAAGCCGACGGCCUGUGCUGCCAGCUCUCGCAUCCCUGUCCCAAGCUCAACGAGCCAACCCUCAACACACUGAGCCACAAGGACGAGUGGGAAAUUCCACGCAUCCAGAUUCGUUUGGAGCGCAAACUGGGGGCUGGCCAGUUUGGUGAAGUGUGGAAGGGUCGAUGGAACAACAGUACGGAUGUGGCCGUCAAGACUCUCAAGCCUGGUGCCAUGUCAUCAGAUGAGUUUCUGAGUGAGGCUGCAAUCAUGAAAAAGCUCCGACACACCAAUCUCAUCCAACUCUACGCCGUUUGCACCGACGGCGAGCCAAUGUACAUCAUUUCCGAAUUGAUGCGCUAUGGCUCCUUGCUCGACUACUUGCACGAGCAUGGGCGUGGUCUGACCGUCCAGCAGUUGGUCGACAUGACUGCACAGAUUGCCUCGGGGAUGGCCUAUCUGGAAGGCCAGAAUUUUGUUCAUCGUGAUUUGGCAGCGCGUAAUGUCCUGGUUGGCGACAACAAUGUCUGUAAAGUUGGCGACUUUGGCAUGUCCCGUGGUCUAGAAAAUGACGACAUCUACGAAGCGCAUCAGGGUGCCAAAUUUCCCAUCAAAUGGACAGCUCCCGAAGCCGCCAAUUAUAAUCGCUUUAGUACGAAGAGUGACGUCUGGGCGUUUGGCAUCUUGAUGAUGGAAAUCAUCACCCUCGGUCGGGUCCCGUAUCCCGGCAUGAGCAAUGCCGAGGUGCUUCGUCGAGUUGAUGUCCCCGAAAAGUAUCGCAUGCCCAAGCCCCAAAAUUGCCCCGACGAGUACCAUGCCAUCAUGUUUGCUUGCUGGCAACAUGAGGCCGAUGAUCGGCCAUUGUUUGAAUCGCUAAAAGUUCAACUGGAAGACUUUGCUUACAACACGGAUGCCUACGCCUAACUGCCCGCUGCUGCCGUUGAAAUUUGCUGGCACGAGCUUGUCUGAUGUGUUCUUAGCAGAUUCGGCAAUGCCCAGAUUUCAAAGUUCCAAUGUUUGAUUCGACCUGGGCUGCCUGCUUGAGUUUUUUUUUCUCUCUUGUUGCAUGUGCGAGGGGAGCGGAAUCCGACGACCUCGCCGACAAGAGCGGGUGUUUAUGUAGAGCCUGACCUAUAUUGCCAUGGGUAUGACAUUGAAUUGAAUCGUCUUCAAACC
Monosiga brevicollis MX1 is the source of this 1590-nucleotide messenger RNA. The record is from the annotation of a RefSeq genome assembly. NCBI's taxonomy places the organism in Eukaryota, Choanoflagellata, Craspedida, Salpingoecidae.